Molecule: messenger RNA, 3772 nt
Organism: Bombus pyrosoma
Lineage: Eukaryota; Metazoa; Arthropoda; Insecta; Hymenoptera; Apidae
Gene: Pits
Product: interferon regulatory factor 2-binding protein-like B
Exons: 5
Coding region: 1005-2498 (497 amino acids)
Biological process (GO): regulation of transcription by RNA polymerase II
Cellular component (GO): nucleus
Molecular function (GO): transcription corepressor activity
Source: RefSeq, a predicted model, not a curated record
CGCGAGUGCGCGCGCGUGUUAUCGUCAUCUUUUUUUCCUCGGUUCUCUCUUCCCUCUCUGUCUCGCUUACUCUAUGUUCGCAUUCGAGUCCCGGUCGCUGACUACGUGUCCCCUAGGGCAGGCAGCCGGUACGCAUGCGCAGCUUCGCGAUUAUGACGUCAUGCACCAUGACGCCACAACGCCCGAUUGGCGGAGCGCGUCGUAGCCGCCGUUGUGUCGUCGUCGUCGCGUUGUCGGACAGAGGUGUGCGGAGAGGCGAAGCGGGGCCGAGGAAAAGGCAGGGACCGGCGAGGGGGGAAGAGAGCGACACCCGUAGCUCCGCUUUACCGCCGCAUUCUCGAGCGUUCGUCUCCUCGUACGGCAACCAGGCGAGCGAGAGCACGUCGUCGUGUCGCGCGCAUACCAUUAUUUCGUGUCUCGUGUUCAACCUAGAAUACGGUUUCUAUUGUAUACAUAUCGUACGUUCGCGCAUCGGUGCUAAUGGCGGUUAGUUGUUAGUCGGCUUUCGAUUUACCACGAGAGCAAGUCGGUGGUAAAAAUAUCUGGCGUCCGAGUAACGUGUUCUUCUUUUUCUCAGCUCCGCCUUUACGGCGCGUCGCUCACUUCGGGCGUUGUUAAUACGCGCUCGCUGAAUUCCCGGCGUAAUAACCGACAAACAAUAUCGGGCAUCGUUUUCUCGUCGCGACUCGAUCCAUGUAGUUUCACGAAACCAAAGUGGAAAGGAAACGUGAAAGACGCGGUGGGAGUAUAAUAAUUCCAGUGAUUUCUCUGCGAGUGAAGUUGAUUUUUGACCUAGUGUUUAUAUGCGGUGACUAGCGCAGUCUCUCAUGCCAAAUAUGCUAUAAAACCGAUACUUUGUGCGUCUCGAUAGUGCGUGAGAGAGAUACAUAAAAAAGAAAGAAAAAGAAACAGGAUAGUAGACGUGAUAAAGUGGAUGUGAGUGAUACGUUUUGGUACGUUGUGACGACUCGGCGGAGUACUCGCGGACGAAGAAUUCGAGCAAAAUGAUGGGAAAGAGAACGCAGUGCUACUUGUGCGAUCUGCCCAGGAUGCCCUGGGCGAUGAUCACCGAAUUUUCGGAACCCGUAUGCCGCGGUUGCGUGAAUUACGAGGGUGCCGACAGGAUAGAUGCUGUAUUGGAAUCGGCCAAGCAAAUGAAAAAGGCACACGGAUUCCACGAAGCCAGAUCCUCCACAUCAAAAACAUAUAGAGCAACUGGACACACCGAACACAACGGCGGUGCUAAUUUAGAUGUUCUACCGAUACAGAAUACCGGACAGAAUCAUUCGAGGCAUCACAAUAUCGCCGGUUACUCGCAGCUUCAUCAUCGAAAUUCUAUCACAGAAUUUAACUCGGGGUCGUCGAGACAGCAGAUUUCUCGGCAACACGAGGAAACUCAUGAGAUAGCGAAUGGCAUGAGGAGUAAUAACGUGAGAAUCCCGAACGCCCACCUAGCCGCGGUGGCGCAUCACGUGAACCUCAGCCACAACAGAGGCAUCGCACAGCUCAAGCGAAGUAUUUCCACUAUCGACGAGGACGAGCACGCAGAGAAGAGGCUCACGUUGGAGGAGCAACAUUCGGUUAGGCCGCCAUUGACCAGAGGCGAUUCUUUGCCAGCUGUAAGCCUUGCCGUCAGUUACGUGCAGGAUAGAAGCAAGGAGAAGCAUCCUGUGAGAGCGCCCAGUUUUGAUACCGCCACUACAUUUAAGACCAAUGGGGCAUACGUCGGUCCGUCUAUCCCAUUGGCACCAGCAAAUGUGGCGGCAAACGGUGGAGGGUCUCCUCUUCGCCCGCGAACGAGCCCUCCACCACCGCCGCCACCGGCGCAAGAAGCCUCCAACGAUAAUCCACAGACGAAUCAUCACCAGGUAAUCAAGCUCCAAAUGUUAACGACCGCGUGCGAAUACAUCUAUAAGGAUAACAAUGGUUCGACAAAUGGCCCGUCACCCAUGGCUGCGCUCAUGUCUGUCGCUGACAACUUAGCGUCGCCAGAAUCAGUGCCACAGCCACCGAAUAAUCCGAGUCCGACCAGUAGAAGCCCACCGACCACGGCCACGAACGCUCAGCAACGCAGUGCUUCCAGAGGAUCGCAGCAUAGCCCGAACAGUUCAGGAUCCUCGGGUAGGAGAUCCAAUGGUUCAAGGCACGUGUCGUCGACGACUGUGACAACGUCAUCAGAAGGAGCAGUUGCCCAAGUUGCCGGAGCCGAACAAGUAUCAGCGCCGAUAUUAAAAUGCACCCUGUGUCAAGAACGCCUCGAGGACACGCAUUUUGUUCAGUGUCCCAGCGUGCCACACCACAAAUUCUGUUUCCCUUGCAGCCGAGAAAGCAUAAAGAGACAGGGUGCUGGCUCAGAGGUUUAUUGCCCAAGUGGAGAGAAAUGUCCACUGGCGAACAGCCAAGUGCCAUGGGCGUUUAUGCAAGGCGAGAUAGCCACUAUCUUGGGCGACGAUACCACAGGCUCUGGGCUUAAAGUAAAGAAAGAGAGAGAAACCUAAAGAUUCUCAUGCUGUUUUAAAAACGGGGCUCAAAUUUUGCACCCUCUUUGACGAGGGUUAAUCAUGGUGGAACCGUGAAGGUUCAACCAAAAAAUACUUUUUGGUAACGGUGAUGAUACAUGUUUGGCGACGUAUUGCCAACAUUAUUCGAUUCGAGCCAAAGACGUUGUCGGUGUAAAUUGGAAUUAAUAAUGAAGUUGUUGUCGGGGAAAGUGGACGAUUUUUUUCAGCGACGCGUUUCGCUGGCUGUUCUGUUCACCGAGACAACCGAUUGUUUCGAUCGAUCGUUCGUUCAUCGAUCAAUUGUUUUUGACUGGUCUAGAGAAGAAGUCUUUGGCAAUUUUUGACACGCUGGCGUCGGUCCUGCGCACGUGUAUAUAUGGGAUUAUCGUAGAACGGUUAAUGCGCGAGGAAAUAAAAAGAAACAGACACGGUUUUUGUCGAAUAUGUGCGAAUAAACGCUAAAAGAAAACGCGAGAGAGAUUUUGUGUCCGGUUUGGGUUUGUACUUAGACUCGAUCGCCUUUCUUUAUUAUUUCUUGUGUCGCGAAUGUUCUCGCGUUUUUUGAAACACUAUACAUACAGAGACAUUUUUACACGCCGCACACGCGCAUACACACAUACACGCACACGCACACACACACAAUCGAAACACUUACAUAUAUAUACAUAAAAUACAUUAUGGUAACACAACACGGUACCAUUAAAGUCAGGCGGUUGUAUUGUACUUUAUUUUUAUUCACGCUGUCGCGUGAUCGCGGAUUAACCGAAGUCGGGAGUAUCGCGCUUCGGUGUUCUGAAACUUAUCGGACAAGUUCCCGAUCGGUCGUCUUUUUCUAAUCUUUUAUUUGUAUACUCUUUCUAUUACUACACACUCAUUGUAUGAUAGAAGACAAGAAAAAAACAUUGCGGACAUAUUUAGACCCAGCGUACGGGUUUUCUGUACAUUAUGUAUAUGUGUACAUACCACGUUAUUAAUAAAACUUAUGGAUUAAAGGAGUAACCAGUUUUAAAUGUACAAAAGAAGGAAAACUUACAUUCGUUUUGCGUGUUAUUCUAUUAAAUUAUUUUUCUUUUUUGUUUCUCUUUUUCUUUCUUCUCGAAUCAUUUACAAGGAAACAACCGUACGUUCAAACCAUUGUAGGACGUUCGAGCGCAUUUUGUUCAAUUUUCCUCGUCAUUUUCUCUUUUCCUUUUCGUUCUUUCUCGUUUUUGCGAAAAAAGAUCGCGAAUUCUCUUUAUAAGACUCGUCUGGUGGUAUCCGAAAUAAGAAAA